Amblyraja radiata (thorny skate) is the source of this 1561-nucleotide messenger RNA. It is a transcript of the gene slc38a8a, whose product is annotated as solute carrier family 38 member 8a. Lineage: Eukaryota; Metazoa; Chordata; Chondrichthyes; Rajiformes; Rajidae. Bases 153 to 1478 code for a protein of 441 amino acids. Gene Ontology annotation, biological process: amino acid transmembrane transport. Gene Ontology annotation, molecular function: L-amino acid transmembrane transporter activity. The record is from RefSeq and is a predicted model, not a curated record. The transcript has 10 exons. Gene Ontology annotation, cellular component: membrane.
UUGGCCAGCGACCCAUCCAUUCAUAGACUGAAGAGAUUUCGUUCAGUGGCUGUGAAUUCCAGUAAGAAUUGGACAGCAGAAAGGUUCAUGACUGGACAGGCCCUCCUGGAGAACAUUCGGGAUUUCUGAACUAUUGUGCUGAUCAGUCGCAAAUGGAGGAGGCAGCCAGAGAAGGUAUUAGUCUCCUGGCCAAGUUGGACACUGAGGAAGGAGAGAGGCCAAACCUGUCCUCUUCUGGAGCAGUAUUCAUCAUGUUAAAAUCAGCUCUGGGUGCCGGACUCCUCAACUUCCCCUGGGCAUUCAGCAGGGCUGGGGGAUUACACACAGCUAUCAUUGUGGAAAUGGUAUCCCUUGUCUUUCUGAUCAGUGGGCUGGUGAUCCUUGGCUACUGUUCCUCGAUCAGCAGGUGCUCGACGUACCAAGGAGUGGUGAAGGCGAUCUGUGGCCCCACCAUCGGAAGACUCUGUGAAAUCUGUUUCAUCUUCAAUGUCUUCAUGAUUUCCAUUGCAUUCCUUGUCGUGGUGGAAGACCAGCUCAGCAAACUGUGCGAUUCAAUGUCUGACAACGCAACCUCGUUGGGUGCUGUGGAUUCGGAACGGUCUUGGUACAUGGACCGCCGGCUGGGGAUCUCUGCUGUGUGCCUGUUCAUCAUUCUGCCAUUGUCAGUCCCUGAGGAGCUUGGUUUCCAGAAGUACAUCAGCAUCCUGGGGACCUGCGCAGCUACCUACUUAACAAUUAUGGUCGUUGUGAAAUUCUACCUGAUGGAUUUGGAUUCUAUCCCAGAGCUUCACAACCCCAGCCUCUCCUCAUGGACGGGGUUGUUCACUGUAGUCCCAACGAUCUGCUUUGGAUUCCAGUGUCACGAGGCCAGCGUGGCUAUCUACAGUAGCAUGAAGAACCAGGCACUCUCACACUGGAUCCUCAUCUCCUGCCUCUCCAUGCUCGCUUGUCUUCUCAUUUACUCCGUCACAGGGAUGUAUGGAUACUGGACAUUUGGUACAGGUGUGGCAGCGGAUAUCCUGAUGUCUUAUCCAGACAACGAGGUGCUGGUUAUCAUGGGCAGGCUGCUCUUUGGCAUCUCCAUUGUUACCAUCUAUCCCAUAAUAUUGCACCUGGGCAGGUCUGUCAUCCAGGAGUUGUGUGUAACGAGCAGGACCAGACAUGUGGCGAGGGCCGGAGGCUAUGGGAGGAGGCCGAGGGUGCUGCUGACCACUGGCUGGGUGCUGCUGAGCCUGGGAGCGGCCCUCUUUGUCCCGGACAUCUCCGAGAUUGUCGGCCUCAUUGGAGGAGUCAGCGCCUUCUUCAUUUUCAUUUUCCCAGGCCUGUGUCUACUGCGGGUGGUGCAGAGGGAAGGUGCCGUUCCGAGAGUAAGGUGGGCUUUGAUUCUGUGGGCAAUGGUGACAAUCCUGUGCGGAGUCUUUAUCUUCGGACAGAGCUCAGCCGCUGCAGUCAUGGAGCUGAUCGAGAGACUGGGUUGAUCGCUGGCCAAGCGAGGCCAGUGUUUAGUAUGUUCACAAUGCUCACAAAGAACAGACACUGUAACCUUCUUAUUUCAUAAAUU